AUGUCAAGUAUUGUUUUGUUACUAACCGUUGUUGUAUCGGCUAUCGCUGCACCCCAGGGAUAUAAUUACAAAUCAUCCGCACCCGUUGUUGAGCAUGGGAAUCUGAAUGGAUUUAAGCCAAUUCUGGCAAGUGGAUUACCUUGCUCACAUAAUGCUAAUAAUAAUUUAGGAGAAAUUAAUGGCAACGCCGCAGCACUGAUACAAUCACAAUCGACCGGCAGAAUUGUGAAUCAUCACAAUGGCCAACAUCAUGUUGAACAUAAUUUGGAUACAGCAGCAAGUACAGUAAACUCACAAUCACAAGCAGUUACAGUAAAUAGUCAUAUCAGAGUCGGAGAUAAUGGACCUGCUGCAUCUGUCAUCACUGGUGCUUCUCAAGAGUUUCGACCAAUAGCUGGAUAUGUGCAAGGUGGGCUAGCUGAGCAAUCCAGCAGUACCGCUUCAAUUUCACAACAAUUACUACCAUUACCUCAACAACAAAACUACUUUAAUCCAUUACCACAACUUCCCCCUCAGUUACCUGCACAACCGUUCAAUUCAGCUCAAACAAACUCCGCUCAAAACUUUGCUUACACUAAUACAUUCACCAAUCAAGCAGCAUCUACACAAGCGAAUCACAUACAUCAUCAUUAUACAGUGCCAUCCUCGGGUAAAGUUCAAUUACCACCAGCACCCGCACCCGCACCCCCACCAUUAGUACCAGCACCAGCACCAGUAUAUUUACCACCACAAUCAACGCCAGGUUUACAAUAUGCUUCGGGUUAUGAAAGUAAUAAGUUUGCAGCUACACAAAAUACAGGCUUCACAGGAAGACCAUCUCGUCCAUUAACUCAGUUUAUCAGCUCAUCUCCAUAUCGUCCACUUGGACCUGUGCUUCCUGGUCCAGUUGGUAAUGUUGCUGUACCUCGACCAGUACAACAUUUUGGCGGUUCUAACCAAUUUUCUUCGAGCAAUAGCUACCAACAGAGCUCUAAUGGAUACGCAAGUUCAUUUGGACAUAAUUCCUUUGGUGCUCAAGUGAUUUCACCUAAUAAUAACUUUGCACCGCAACAGCCACAGCAUUUAAUUUCAGCCGGUAAUGCUGCAUCGUUUGGAACUGGUUCAUUUGGAGGACACAAUAUUGAUUUUAGUUCCUCUUCAUCUAAUCAAUUAAAUGGUCAAUUGGGUAAUGUAAUUCGGGAAACUUUUGCAAAUGCUCCAUUAGAUCCAACCUUUGAGAAACAUAUCUACGUGCAUGUACCACCAGAAGAUUUAGAGGGAAGCAAGCAUGCACCAGUACAAUUAAUUCAACAAGAGCAACCAAAGAAACAUUACAAAAUAAUAUUUAUUAAAGCUCCAAAUAGUGCUACGCCCAACUAUGCGCAAUUAGCAGCUGCAACUGCUCCACAAUCUGAAGAAAAGACAAUUGUAUAUGUAUUGGUUAAGAAACCUGAAGAACCAACGGUUGAAGAAAUUCAACAGAUUCAACAAUCUAGCAUUCACUCAAGUAAACCAGAAGUCUAUUUCAUUAAGUACAAGACACGAAAAGAAGGCGAACAGCUUGGUCCAGUGUAUGACGGAGCCACGCAAUAUAACAAUGUUAAUCAAAUAUCAUCAAGCAAUGGAGCAUCUAAUGUUGCAACUAAUAGCAAUGCGGUACUAGCACCUGAAGAUAACAUUGAUAUAAGGUAUGGAGGCGGUGAAAGUAACUCAUAUUCGACAUCAUCAUCAUCACUGACAUCGACAUCGUCGUCAUCUUCGGCAUCGUCCACUUUAGAUGACAGCGUUACACAGCAUGGAUUAUACGGCGUACCGCUCGAAUGA
This is a messenger RNA of Teleopsis dalmanni, 1803 nucleotides long. RefSeq lists its product as uncharacterized. The transcript has a single exon. Lineage: Eukaryota; Metazoa; Arthropoda; Insecta; Diptera; Diopsidae. The coding region runs from base 1 to 1803 and encodes 600 amino acids. The record is from RefSeq and is a predicted model, not a curated record.